AUGUACGAUGCAGAGGAUUCCGUAGAUUUGACUACGGAAGAAGAGGAUGAAGAUGGGAUAAGCCAGGCUGUAUCGGAAAGAAUAAUCCACAUGGACGAAGAUAGUGGGUCCGUUCCGGAAGACGAAGGUCGACCAGCUCGUCAAGUUCCCGAGCAGCAGUCGUCAUCGAAAGUCAUUCCAGACAUAGGCAUCAACAGAUCUGGACCCCUUGUUGGUGGAAGAGCGCUACGACCGCGCAAACGAAAAUUGAGCUUUUCGCUUUCUUCGUAUCCUCCAUCUCCGAGCUUGGAUUCUGACUACAAUCUCGGGAAGCAGCCGCGUGUUCGUGUAGAAUUGCGAGGACUGAAAAACCUUGGCAACACAUGCUUCAUGAAUUCAGUCAUCCAAGCGUUGAAGUGGGUGUCGCUAAUACUGCGGUUUCUUGGAAUGCACUUAUUGUUUUUCCUUUCAGCACAACCGAUGUGUUUCGCGGAUAUCUUGUGCAGCUUCCCACUUCUACAACCCGAUGAUGAAGUUAACGAUGAUCAUCAACCGUUGGCGAGUCCGCGAUACAAUACGAGACGAGCUGCAUCAGCUGUUAACACUCCAACCUCUACUGCAUCGACCUCAACGCCUACAGUGCUUGCUGAAGAACUGCGGAAAGUAAUGAUUCGUCUGGGUGACCUUCGAUGCGAUCAGGCAGUCUCACCCGAUGAGCUGUUCCAAUCCGUAUGGAAAAUUUCUCCUAGAUUUAGAGGAUACCACCAACAAGAUGCUCAUGAAUUCCUGCGUUGUACGAUGGAUCGAGUCCACUCGGAGUUGAGACGAUGCCGAUUGCCGGAAUCAGUGGAUCAGUGGUUGGCCGCUGCAUGUGGAGGCAGUGAAUCGCCAAAUGGCUCCGCAGUCACGACCUUGUUUGAAGGUUCUUUGCAAAGCCAGGUGGUCUGCCUGACAUGUCACACUGCGAGCAAUAAGCAUGAUCCCUUCCUAGUAUAUGUGCAGCAAUUGCAAAGACAAACGGCCGCCACUAAGCAGCUCUUCUUGAGAGUGCUGCCGAAUGUGCUGUGUCUUCAUUUGAAACGCUUUCGGUGGUCGCAUUUCAAUAGAGCUAAACUCGAUAACAUGGUCGAUUUCCCACUGAGCGGUCUGGAUAUCACACCAUUCAUGGCACAGUGCGCAGCUUCACGCGUCGCUGAGAGCUCUGGUAGUAUCACCUUCGACUUGUCAUCUGUUGUUGUUCAUCACGGAUCAGGGUGA
Molecule: messenger RNA, 1236 nt
Organism: Cooperia oncophora
Lineage: Eukaryota; Metazoa; Nematoda; Chromadorea; Rhabditida; Trichostrongylidae
Source: the annotation of a GenBank genome assembly